ACUUCCGGCAUGUCUCACAAGUCUUUUCUAGCAAGACUCGCAACGAUUGCACACAGAUCGUACACAGAAUAAUUGUGAAAGUUUCGCUUGUUGGCAUUGCUAGUGUUUUCGAAUCGCGUCUGAAGAGUCAGUUUAGCACGCAAAAUGCCCAAGAACAAAGGAAAGGGAGGCAAAAACCGGAGGAGAGGCAAGAACGAGAACGAGACGGAAAAGCGUGAACUGGUGUUCAAAGAGGAUGGCCAGGAGUACGCGCAGGUGACCAAAAUGCUCGGCAACGGACGUCUCGAGGCCAUGUGCUUCGACGGCAGCAAGCGGCUGUGUCACAUUCGCGGCAAGCUGCGCAAAAAGGUUUGGAUCAACCAGGGCGACAUCAUUCUGAUCGGCCUCCGCGACUACCAGGACGCCAAGGGCGACGUCAUCCUCAAGUACACGCCGGACGAGGCGCGCAACCUCAAGACCUACGGCGAGUUCCCUGAGUCGGUCAGGAUCAACGACACGGUCACCUUUGUCGACGGCGACCUGGACGAGGACAUUGAAUUCGGCGACGACGUUAGCGAUGAUGAGGAGGGCGACCUGGUUGACAACAUCUGAUUUCAGCCCUGCCGAGUUCAAGAAGUGCGACCAAAAGAGGACUCUUGUUAUGAUAAUAUAAAUAUUAAUAUUACUGCGAUUAGACUUUAAUUAUAAAUUCUACGACCGACCGAUUCAACCAUCCCACUCUGCAGCCUACUUGUUAUUAUUUAUCACGCCCACUGACAUAAAUUAUUGAUUUGGAAUACUUCAAAAUUCAUUCGUGUUGACUCAAGAUCAGAUGUCCUUCUUUUUGUUUUGCCGCAAGCAGCCUGACUGUCAAAACAUGUACGGCGAGUGCUGAUGGUGUUCAAG
This is a messenger RNA of Neocloeon triangulifer, 885 nucleotides long. RefSeq names its product eukaryotic translation initiation factor 1A, X-chromosomal (gene eIF1A). The transcript has a single exon. Gene Ontology annotation, molecular function: RNA binding; translation initiation factor activity. The record is from RefSeq and is a predicted model, not a curated record. Gene Ontology annotation, biological process: translational initiation. The coding region runs from base 145 to 591 and encodes 148 amino acids. Lineage: Eukaryota; Metazoa; Arthropoda; Insecta; Ephemeroptera; Baetidae. Gene Ontology annotation, cellular component: cytoplasm.